AUGUCCUCGCGCUUUCCCCCUUCAUCCGGGUAUUCUUCCCGCGGAGACUGUUCACCACCCCAGCGCUAUUCAGACCGCAGACCUUCAUUACCGCCUGGUCCUCGAGAUGACCCGAACCUUACACCCUUAGGUCGCGAACCGCCGCGAGGCCCAAAAGCAUUGAUUGACGCUCCUCGUGGAGGUUAUGCCGGUCGCGGUCGAGGCUACCCACCACGCAAUGACUUUCGCGACAGAGAUAGAGAUCGCGAUAGGGACAGAGAUCGUGACCGCGAUUUUCGCGAUGGGCCACCAUUUCGUCGAGAUGAUCGCGACAGAGAUUGGCCUCGUCGAGACCGUGUAGACCGGGAUUUUGAUGCCCGCGACGGUCGUCCUCCUUUCCGUCGCUCGCGGUCGCCUCAACCACGCGAUCCACGAGAUUUUAGAGAUACUCGCGACCUUGGUCCUCCUCGUGACGGUGAUAUUGUGCGCAUGAGGCGCAAUUCUAGAGACAGUCUUGUUUCCAGUUCGUCCAAUCCUGGCGAUGGUCCACCUGAUAUCAGAGGAAACCAGAACAUCGGCCAUCCGCCUCCAAUGCGAGGUGGUCUUGGACGCGGUCGUGGAAGGGGCGAUUGGGAAGGCGGUCGAGGACGUGGUCGCGGACAUUUUCUAGAUGAUCGAGAGAAUUUUCGCCGUCGAAGUAGGUCUCGCGACGGCUGGUGGGAUCGUGAAAGAGAACGAGACUUCAGAGAUCGUGAACGUGAUCGCGAGUUUGACCGGCGCGAUCGAUUUGAUCGUCGCGAUGAUGAAAGGCGACCUGAACGAGAUGACCGUGAUCGCCCGCUCGAAUCGUGGAAGAAAGAUAUCAUUUCAUCCCGUCCAGAGACCCGUGUUCCGUCUGGCCCACGAAGUACUUCGAUUCCGCCAGCGGGUCCAUCGAAUGCUCCUCGACCUGAGCCUAAACCCCAAGAUCUUCCAGCCGAACAAAGUCGCAAACCUUCUAUAGCAGCGCUGCCACCUGUGCGAGAUCCUCGUAGGGAUACAGACCGACCUGACCUUCCAUUGUCGCGUACAGAAACACUCAGGGAAUCAAUUGCAGCAAAGGGGUCGCCGCCACCAUCUGCGCCUCAGGUACCUGCUUUUGGAUCUGUUACUCUCCCUCCAAGUCUUCUCUCGAUUGAGAAAUCUUCCUCACAGCCGCCUUCGCAGCCACCUUCUCAAGCUACAUCGGUAACUGCGACACCCAACAAGCCUGAACGGAGUCGAGCAGAUAUUAUAUCUUCUGCCACAGCCAAAGAGCCUCCCAAAGAGGCGCCUACAGAACCCAAAGCUUAUCGGGGUGACAAAGCACAGCCCAGUGUACCAGCUCCCAAGGAAAAUGCCUCUGAACCAUCUCGAUUGGAUCUACCAAGUCGAUCUUCUAAGCCUACUCCAACGGGUCCCGCAGUUUCCCCCGAGCCAAGCCACGAUGUGCCUCCUCCGAUUGCCCCGGCAGCUACAUUAAAACGAGAUUCAGUUCCAGCAGAGCCUCGAGCUCAUCACGACAACUUUGGAGCAACUUCUCCUCCAUUAGGUCCUGCAGCUCCAUCACCAAUACUAUCGCGGUCGCAGUUACCUCCUGCAGGUCGUGGAGGCUCCCCUCAGACUUCUCCACGAAUGACAUUUACCAGUGUGCCUACGGGACCUCGUGCAGGAGUCAGACAGUCUUCUCGCGGUGGCCAUGCAAAGAGUAAACAGUGGUUGCGUCCUGGAUAUAACCGUGUUCCUCCGUCAAGCACUUCCGUCGGCAACCGGCAGGAGUCACAUGAAGAUGCAGAAUUGGACGAAUCACUUCAUGUCGAGGACAAGAAGCCUCUUGAGGACAAGCAUAAUGAAGAAGCUAAGUCUGUUGACAAAGUACUUGAGAAGGUGGAGUCGCCUACGAUCGAGAAAGAAAAACUGCUUGAAACUGCGCCUUCAGUAACAGCACCGCCUGAGGCUGACCGAGUCAAGACGCCAAACCAAGGUCUAGAGGCAAAAGAUGAAGGCGAAGGAACUCCAUCUAUACCAGACUUCACACGUUCUAGCGAUGAAGAAGACGAAAACGAGGUCUUCACUGAGGCCUAUCUUCAAGAACGAAGAAGCCUCUUCGAGAAGAGUAUGCGCGCGCUACAAGCCGAACUUCCACCGCCAACGUUGGAGGAUCCUGUGAUUGUGGACUUGCUUAUGAAAGUUCAGUUGUUGGGUAUGAUUAUUGAUGGCAGUGUUCCUGAAGAACCAGAACCGUCCGCGGUUGAAACCAAUGUGGAGGAGGUCUCAAAGAAAGUGGUCUCCGCUCCAAUCUACAAAGAGGAGAUGGAUGUUGAUGAAACUAUUACUACAACCUCGACAAAGGAAAUCACUCUAGUUGAAGCCGUCAACAAAGAGACCAUCACUGUUGAUAAUUUGCCUUUCUUGGUCUCUGGCCCUCCCACUCCAAUAUCAGAGCUUGACGUCUACCAAGAGAAUAUCAAGACACACGAGCGCAUACAGGAGGCAAUUCGCAACACUGUGGCCAAACAGCGCAAGGAUGCUUCAGAAAAGAACAAACGACUACGAGAGGAGUACGCUGCGCUAUACAGACCUUGGCGAUUGACUGUACGGGAAUUGGAUCAAAAGAAAGACGAGGAGAGAAAAGGAAGUACUCCUGGUGCAGCUACACCACCUGUGACUCCAGCUCCAGCUCCAGUUGCUGAGGGCCGCGAAGGUAGACGAUACAAGGGAAACAGUGAGCUUGAUUUUCAGAACGCACUCAAAGCAUCUGCGAUCUCCGCUCAAGAGGAGUUUGAGCGUCGUCGUCAGAUGGAGGCCACAGCCCGACCGGACCUUGACAAGGAAGCUGUCAUUCCGGAUAUGCUUGAGGAGUAUGAGAUUGAAGCUAGUGUUUUUAAAGAUACCAACAACAAGAUCGACCCUGCCGAUGCCUUGGCGGUCUAUGGUUUCUAUCCACCACCAGAUGACUUUACGGAAGAAGAACACAAGUUGUUUACCGAUGCGUUCAUGGCAUACCCAAAGAAAUGGGGUAAGAUUGCCGAUGAGCUGCCGGGCCGUACAUACGCUCAAUGUAUCAGUCAUUACUACAUGACCAAAGAGGAGAUCAAGUACAAGGCCAAAUUGAACAAGAGAUGGAGAUCGCAACGACGCGCAAGAAAGUCAACUACGCGACCAAAGUCUAAUGCUCUCAUGUCCGAUUUGAAGGCAGAAGGUGACGAUGAAGAGACUGUUCAAAUGACGGAAACCGGACGACCUCGCCGUGCAGCGGCUCCGACAUUUGGAGGUGAUUCGACUACUGAAGCGGAGAACUCGCGUCGCGGUAAUGCCAAGGAGAACGAACAGGGUGAGAAGCCUAGCAGACGUGGUAGAACUGGUGCUGGUUCACGUGGAGGACGGAGAGGUCGGGCUGCUGCUCAACAGCAACAGCAACAGCAACAACAGCAGCAACAGCAGCAACAGCAACAACAGCAACAACAACAACAACCGCCGCCGCCGCCGCCUCCGCAACCGCCACAAGUGCAGCAGCAACCAUUACAGCAACAAGCGCAAGCUGUCCAGGCUCCUUUGCACAUACAAGCGCAGCCACAGACUGUUCCUCAGCAACCUCUUCCAUCUUCAACAGCAAUUGCUCCCGGAGUGCCGCUGAUGGCGAAACAGGAGCCUCGAGUGGUUGAAAGUCCAUACGAAGCAGCCGCCAAGGUCAAGGAACCGGAACCAAAUAAUGAGGACCUUAUUCCGCGAAACAAGCCUGCUCGUCGCGGCAAGGAUUCCAUCUAUGUAUUUGACGCUUCUGUUGAUUACGACGCUCUCAAGCCUUCGUACGAAAUGGGAUAUGGCGCGAUGCAACCGACAAGUUACUGGUCAGUUCCAGAAGUGCGAGAUUUCCCGAUAUUGCUGGCACAUUUUGGACGCGACUUUGAGGGUAUAUCGAAUUUUAUGAAGACAAAGACGCCGAUAAUGGUCAAAAAUUACUACCAGCGCAAGAUCGAUUCCGGCAAUAAUGAGUUCGAGGAGAUUGUCAAGGUCACCGAAGUCAAGAAGAUGCGAGGCGAAGCUACUGGCCCCUUACCAACACCAAAUCCUACUGUCAAGAGGCGCUACGAAGCCACACCGUCUGCAGUGACCCCUCGACCACUUGCUCCGCAUACCGACAUUGAACAUCUUGAAGAUGGUCGCUUGGGACAGAAGAAGGUUGUCAUGUCUCCUCCGCGUACUGUUCAGGAACUCGCUCCCGAUCGGAACUUGGGUAGAUAUCCUCCGUUGGCACAAGCUACUGGAGCACCGUCCACAGGUGCAAUUAUGUCAGAUGAUCCGUUGCGUAACCUGCGUCAAUCUGCACCUCGCAGCUUCACAGGUCCGCGCAUGGGAUACUUUACAGAAGAUCGUCGCGAAGCACGAACGUCUUCAGGAGGUGCUCGCGGUCCUGAGCUACAGCCGUCUCCUCGAGUUGCUCCCACGGCGCAGAGCCACGAUGUUGGUCGCAUGGAGCCUUUGCCUCCGCAGUUACGAGCACGACCAGAUUUCCACGGACCACAAGCACAGUAUCAGCCUGGACAGCCACCAGUUUACAUGCAAGCUCAGCAAUCAUCAGCAAUGCCGGGCUCGCACUCCCGAAAUCAUAGCCUGACUGGUGCAACAGCACCUGGAUCUCCAGCGCAACAAUUGCGUAGACACACCCCCGAUAUUUCGCCUAUUCGUCGAUCUUCGUUCGGUCAGACGCAAUCCCAGACUGGGUAUUAUCCAUAUGCUGCAGCCAAUGUUCUUCCAAAGACGACGGUAUCCCCUGUCAAGGAGCUACCGGCACCUAUGCCAGCUCCUUCACAGGAGCCUCCUCGCCAGGUGCCUGCUAAGCGAUCUAACAUUAUGAGCAUCUUGAAUGACGAGCCAGAAGACCUGCCACCACGUAAGCGUUUUGCAAGCGAGAUGGUUUCGUCGCCUAGGAUGUCUUACGGCCAGACCGAUGCUCCUGGCCCAGCGACAUCAAAUCUCCGUCAUGACGAAAAAGCCUCGUACCUUCCUCCUAGUCAGCAGCAACCACCUCAGCAUCAGACUUCAGGACGUCCAUACGCGGACUAUCCAUAUGCACCAUCUUUAGGUAAUCCAUCUGCUGCUAACGGUCCACCGAAUCACGAUUGGAUGGCCAGAUUUGAUCCACGCAGUCAAACUCAGCCUACAGAACCCGUCCGUCAAGCUCCUCAGAGUCAGUAUGGUGGUGGUGGUGGUGGUGGUGGUUAUCAGCCUUCGCAGGCUGCAUCAAACAGUCAACCUCCUACUCCGUCUCAGAGCAAUCCUCCAAACGCAGGUCAUCGUGGAUAUCAAGGUUACCCACCGCCUCAUGGUCAAGGCGCACCUACUCCGCCACUUUUGGCAUCAACCAAUCGUGAUUCUCGCGACCUUCGCGACCCUCGUGACUCUGCAAGUUCUGUCUACCGCCACCAAAACGCCGCGUCUCCACCGCCUCAUCAAAAUGUGAUGUAUGGUUCGCGGCAAGUGCAGUCACCCGCUCAAUCUCCUGCCCCUUCAUUGAGUAUGCCACAGCCUCGUCAACCAUCUGGCUCUGGUCCGUCAUAUAGUUCCUCGACACAUCCACAGACAUCAUCCCCUCAUCCACUGGCACCUCAGCAACGAUCGAGCCACGGCGGCCAUCAAUCAUACCAACAACAUGUGCAGGCCAUGGUGAACGGACAACAAGGACAACCCGUACCAUCCUCCGGACGACCAUCUAUGGGGAUAGCUAGUGGCGCGCCCAACGCUCCAUCGCCUUACGGAUCAUCUGCCCCUCCAUCUUCUCAGCAACAACACCAGCAACAGUCUGGAGGCCCGUAUCGCCCUGGCUCCCUCGGCAAUCCUCUGCCUCGACCUUAUACACCGCCAUCCGGUGUCCAUGCGCCUCCACCAGCGCCUACGCUAGGAGGAAUUCCUUAUCCUAACAACGGACCUGGCGGAGCACACAUGCAUCAUAAUGCAUAUCCGCAUCCGCACGAAUCCCAGCACCCCAGUCAUCAUAGGGUGUACAGUCAAGGAGGAUCGGCGCCUUCAUCGAGGUGA
Molecule: messenger RNA, 6036 nt
Organism: Talaromyces marneffei
Lineage: Eukaryota; Fungi; Ascomycota; Eurotiomycetes; Eurotiales; Trichocomaceae
Exons: 2
Coding region: 1-6036 (2011 amino acids)
Biological process (GO): regulation of transcription by RNA polymerase II
Cellular component (GO): Set3 complex
Source: RefSeq, a predicted model, not a curated record